AUGAGUAGCCACGACGAGACGGAUGCAGCCGCGCCCGGCGUUAGCGUGCCUCCCGAUGCCAAGUUCGACCUGACGAACCGCCUGGCGCCCUUCAUGGACCUGCACUUCAUGUUCCCGCUCAUCGACUUCCUCUCCAGCAGCGAAUUGUACGACGAGGCGCAGCUGAUGGCGGCCAAACUGGCGCUGCUGAAGCCCACGAACAUGGCGGACUUUGCCGUGGAGAUCCACCAGACGCUGCACAACUCGGACGAGGUGCCCGAGGAGUUCGAGACGCGUCGUGGCGAGAUCCUGGAUGCUCUGAGCUUCGCCAAGAGCGAAUGUAGCCCCAUGCUGGACCUCAUUGAGGAUGAGGAGAAGAUCAUGCAGCUGCAGAGCGAGAAUCUGCUCACUGCCAGCCACCUCGAGCAGAACGAGGGCAUCACGCCCGCUGUCCUGGACGGCCUGUACAAGUACGCCAAGCUGCAGUACGAGUGCGGCAACUACCAGGACUGCCUCACGUACCUCACGUACUACGGCGUGCUCAUCCCGAACUCGUCCGAGCAGUUUUUGAACGCUCUGUGGGGCAAGCUCGCUGCCGAGAUCCUCAUCUUCCGCUGGGACGACGCGCUGGCCGACAUUUCCCGCAUCAGCGACGUCAUCGAGAGCAGCACUGUUAUGAGCCCCGUGGAGCAGCUUCAGCAACGCACGUGGCUCCUGCACUGGUCGCUGUUUGUAUUCGCGUGGCACGAGGAGGGACGUGACGCUAUCGUGGACUUUAUGCUGCAGUCUCGCUGUGUGGAGGCCAUUCAGAGCAACGCGCCGUGGCUGCUGCGCUAUCUGUGCGCCGGCGUGAUCCUGCACAAGCGUCGUCGCAACCUCAUUAAGGACUUGCUGCGUAUCCUCCGCGUGGACGACAAGGGCUACCGUGACCCGAUCGUGGACUUUGUGGACUGUCUGUUCGUCAACUUCGACUUUGAGUCUGCGCAGGAGAAACUGCGCGAGUGCGAAGUGGUUUUGGCCAGUGAUUUCUUCCUGUACGAGAAGAACUCGACGGACUUCAUGGAGGCCGCGCGUCUCGCGAUCUUCGAGAUGUACUGCCGUGUGCACCGCACGAUCGACAUGAAGGUGCUGUCGUCCAAACUGGCCAUGCAGGAGGACGGAGAGGCCGAGAAGUGGAUCGUCAACUUGAUCCGGAACGCACGUCUCGACGCCAAGAUCGACUCUCAGGAAGGCCGGAUCGUCAUGGGGAUGCCGCAGAACUCAGUCCACCGCCAGGUGAUCGACAAGACGCGCGAUCUCGCUGCGCGGACGUGCAGCAUGGUGGCGCAGUUCGAGCGUAUGGGCAAGCGAAAGACCUUCCAGUGA
This is a messenger RNA of Phytophthora nicotianae INRA-310, 1344 nucleotides long. RefSeq lists its product as hypothetical. Lineage: Eukaryota; Oomycota; Peronosporomycetes; Peronosporales; Peronosporaceae. Gene Ontology annotation, molecular function: translation initiation factor activity. The coding region runs from base 1 to 1344 and encodes 447 amino acids. Gene Ontology annotation, cellular component: eukaryotic translation initiation factor 3 complex; cytoplasm; nucleus. The record is from RefSeq and is a predicted model, not a curated record. Gene Ontology annotation, biological process: translational initiation. The transcript is spliced from 3 exons.